Messenger RNA from Didymella exigua CBS 183.55, 1749 nucleotides. RefSeq lists its product as uncharacterized. The transcript is spliced from 4 exons. The record is from RefSeq and is a predicted model, not a curated record. NCBI's taxonomy places the organism in Eukaryota, Fungi, Ascomycota, Dothideomycetes, Pleosporales, Didymellaceae. The coding region runs from base 1 to 1749 and encodes 582 amino acids.
AUGGGCAGCAUUCCUUCCAGUAGCGGAGGAGGAAAUCCUGGCGAUGAGUACGACAAGGACAAGAAAAGCGGAAAAGGGAAAGGGGAUGAGAGAGGCCAAAAGCUCGACAAGAAGGCGCUGAUGGAGAAAAAGAACGCAGUGCAAGAGAAAGCCCGGCAAGCUGACUUUGCAGAGAAAGUGAAAGAUAAGAAUAGGCGCAUGGAAGAGAAUGACAAAAAUGUCCGGACGAAAUUGAAGGAGAUUCGACAACAGCAAAGAAGCGCAAACGGCGCGGGGGCAGCGCCACUUGAGAUGACUGAAGAGGAUAAAGAAAUUCCUACCACUGAAACUGAGGACACGACUCCGAAGAAGCCAGCUAGGCCGGAAAUGACGGAGGAAGAGGAAGAGCGACUGAAGAACAUCCGAGCCGCAGCACGGAAGGAACGCGAACGAAAGGAGCAAGAGGAAAGAGAGGAAGAUGAGCCCAAGAAACUCCAGGCGACAGUCCAGGGCUCAAAUUCGACUGUGGAUUCCCUUGCCAACGACGCUGAAUCCAAGGAGCGCAAGAGGAGGCUCAAGCCACGUGCUUCUGCACCUUCAGUCGCUCAAGACCCGUCCGACUCAGACAGCAUCAAGCCGCCCCAGCCUAGCACACCAGUCAAACCCAAGCCAAAAGCCAUACCGGAAGCCAAGCCGGUGAUUCGAAAGCCCCCUGUUCCUUUUGCUGAGCAUCUUGCUGCAGAACAAACUGCUCAAGGUGGUGAGCCUAAGCCAAAAACGCCAAAGAAGACCAGUGAGCCGAAGCGAAAGGCAAAGACUUCUGGAAAGUCAGGAAACAAGGAGACGAAGGCUGUGAAGACCAACGGGAAUAAGGAGCACAAGUCUGCGGGAUUCGUCGCCGACAGCGAUCUUGAGAACGAUUCGACGGAAGACAUUGAACUGCGCAGUGACAAGCUGCAGAGCGAUAAACUUGGCGUCGAGAUCACUUCAAUCACUACCAUGACCACUGUGGCGGUCGAAGUCCAGCAAAGGGACGGCUCGGCAGAGCGCACUCAAGUGACAGAUACCACCACGGCUAGACGUGACUCUUCUGAAUAUGGCGAGACCACAAUAGGGCACACCUCCCACGUCCAGACCGUCACUGAACUUGAUGUGCUCCACCAGGAACUUCCACAUGACUCGCCCUCAUCCUCGCCUGAGCAGGAUCUGCAAGACGGCUUCAACACAUCUACCAAUGCCAUGGGUAUCAAGCUAUCUGUCUCGCAUCCUCCAGCAUCAACGCCUUUGACUUCUCCCAGCUCACACAGGAAGCACAAGAGCUCAAGUGACAGCGAGGAAGCACAGUCUGAACCGAAAGCCGAGCAGCAGGAUUUACCUUCUUCACCAUCCUCGCCAAAAAAGCGCAAGAUCACACCACCGGCAUCGCCAUCUACAGAUGACGGCACAGCUUCUUACAGCCCAAGCACUGCUCCCGCUGAGAAUGCCGUUUCUUCCGAGGACGUUACUACCACACCGAAGCCAACAUCUUCAAGCCCGCCAAUCUCCCCAGGCGCGGCAUCGGUAGCAUCUUCAAUCUCAUCGUCAUCAAGCCAGAAGCGCAAGGCAAUAUGGUCAGAAGAUGAUGGUCAAAUUACGAUCAGUCCUGGUGGCACGAAGAGGGCGAAGGGUGUGCAGUCCAGCGGUGCCAAGGUCAUUGUGGAACUGGAAGAUGUCGUAAAGGUUGAAGCUGAGGACGACCAGGAAAGCUUCGAUUCGCUGUUUGAUGAGUAA